Bombus pascuorum is the source of this 2580-nucleotide messenger RNA. RefSeq lists its product as uncharacterized. The transcript has 3 exons. Bases 1 to 2340 code for a protein of 779 amino acids. Lineage: Eukaryota; Metazoa; Arthropoda; Insecta; Hymenoptera; Apidae. The record is from RefSeq and is a predicted model, not a curated record.
AUGCUGAAAUUUGCAACUUACACAGUGGUUUGGAUUCUUACGAUCCUUCUGUUAAUUGCUCCUGUCAUUAAAACCGAGAGAUAUAAUACUGUUAAUACCCACUUAUCCACGCGUCACUAUCAUAAUUACAAUUAUUCCCAAAAUUUGUCCAACAACAUACUGUCCAAAUCUAUAAAAAGGAAUAACAAGUGUCAAAACUACCAAGUCGAUUAUAAAUGGAGACGGAGAAAGUUAUGUGCAAUUUCUGAUAAUGACAAAUAUUCUACGGGAAGUUUACUUGAAAAUAACAAAGGAACAGGUAAAAGGAAGACAUUAUUAGAUUACGGUGAACCAGUUCCCCUGAAUGAUGUCGAUGAUCCAGAUUCUCUAACAACACAUGUACGAGUAAAAAGAAGCAAAGCAGAAUCAGACUCCAUUUCGUCAUUUAGAUAUCAACAAGAUUAUUUAAAGGAUUUGGCCAACUCUUUUCCUCGAGAUUCAUACGAGUCAAUAGGAGAAAACUUUUACGAUGACGAUGCGUCGUUCGAUAGGAAACGAGAAAUUAAAUCACAGCAAUACUUUGUAAAUGACAAACAGUUCAAUGCAAUUCCAGAUGAGAAUGCUGCAAUCACGGUUCCUUCAUACUUUGGUGAAGAUAAAUCCGACAUUAAUAAUUUUAUUAGUUCGCAAUUUACCGCUAGUGGAACUAGUGCAUUAGGGAAUAACAAUGUAAAAUUUAUAGAUCGAACAAAAAGCAAGGAAAGUGUAUCGUUACAAGAACCAUUGAAUGAUGUUAUUAUAAAUCGCAAAUCAUAUGAAAAUCCGGAAGAUGAAAAUUUACCAGAUCCUAUACUAGCGGUAGAACUUGUUAGGAAAAAACGAAACGAUUAUUCAAAGAUAUAUAACAAAAAGAAUUUAAAAAAGCAAAAUUCAUCUGAUCUGCAAGCUAAAAAAGAAAGAUCGUCUAAUGAAAAAGAACAAUUAAUUCCCGAAUUAGAAACAUUUAAAGAGCAUUCGAAUCCACCCAGUUCAAAUAUCGCUGAUCUUAAAGUAGAUCUGUUACGGUUCAGGAGAAAAACGAGGAACAAUAACGGAGACAAAAUAAAGAAAUUAAAACAGAAAAAGAAACGCGUAGGGAAAAAACAUGAUUUUCCAAAAAAUUCUCUGCGGUCAAUAAAAGACGUUCGUUCGAAAAAUAUGGGUCGAUCGAGAGUGUCUCGCAAGAGAAAAAUGGAUGAAACGAAAAGCGAGGGUAAUUUAAAAGUAGGAAUUGUCAAUGUAGUGGCUAAGAAAAAUAAUGACAACAAUUUUCGCCGUAGAUCCGUAAAGUCGAAAAAAUCCGUCGAUAGUACUGAUUCUGAAAACGAUCAUCUUUCAAAAAAUGUUCCAUCAACGUUGCAUGCAAAACUGGAGACAAAAAGUAAGAAUAAAAUCGACGACGAUAUUUCCAUACUUUCAUUAGUGCGAAGAGACUCGAAAGCUGUGGGUGGCGCUGGUGAUUCUAAGGCAGAAACGGAUAAAAGUUCAAACGUAUUCGUCGUACAAAAUGAGAAACAAAGGCCAUUCGUAGAAACUGAAAAAUUAAUGCCGCCACAGGAUUCGAAAUUACGUGCAAAGAGAAAUAAACAUACUGAAUCGAAUCACGGUUUCUUAAAUAAGGAAGAGGAACUGAAGUAUUAUAAGAAUAUACAGGAGCCUGGAACUGUAGUGGAUCAUUGUGAUGACGAAGAUGAAAAUCAACUUUCAAUGAUGGAUGAAAUGGGUCCUAAUCGAGCAGUAAGAUCGAUCGAAGAAGUUAAAGAACUCGCAAAGAAAUUAGUAACAAAGGUAAAUGAGUUACAAAAUUACUUAAACAUUGAGGAAACAGCAGAAAACGAAAAACAAGAGACAAAAUUAAAAACACGUGCGAUCGAUGAUUUAUGUGCAAACGUUAGCAGUGGUUGUGGCGCUUUUAAAGAAACACCUGAAAUCGUCCAGAAAUGUGUACCGACAAAGCAUGACAGAUCUGCGACCAAAAUCGUUGAAAGAAAAGCGAAUCCAGUUGAAAUGACAAACAAACAUAAAUUAGAAGUUAAGAUCCCAAAAAAACACUCGGUAGAGAAAAGAAGAUCAGUGGCUAGACACGUUGUUAAAACAUCGUCGAGUACUUCAAGGGCAAUUCGUAAUGAAGAAGAAACAAAAUCGGGUCGUAAGUGGGGGAAAUGGACAGACUGGAGUAGCUGUAGUGUUACUUGUGGUAAAGGUCGUCAAAUAAGAUGGCGAUAUUGUUUACGCGAUUGUAGUACUGCAGAAACCGAGAUGGAAGAGAAAGCUUGCCAAUUGCCAGCUUGUCCACCAGGAAAAUUCCUUGGUAUAUUUUAAUAACUGUUAAUAUUUAGCGACUUCAUUACGAAUCGAAGCACAAUAAUUCAAGAAUUACUUCGUCUAUAUUAAUGUACGACUACUUUGUUAUUUUUGUAUAUCGAAUACAUAUAAUUUAUAUAGCAUGUUUUAUGUAAAAGGAUAAAGGGAAAGAUUUUUGUCAAAUAAAGAACUGAAUUAAUUAACUUUAAUCGUUAGUCACGCGAUUAGUUAAGAAGUUAUUUAAACAAAUGACAUCAA